This is a messenger RNA of Dreissena polymorpha, 4224 nucleotides long. RefSeq lists its product as uncharacterized. The coding region runs from base 1439 to 2833 and encodes 464 amino acids. The record is from RefSeq and is a predicted model, not a curated record. The transcript has 5 exons. Lineage: Eukaryota; Metazoa; Mollusca; Bivalvia; Myida; Dreissenidae.
UCUUAUCUCAUAUUCCAUAAAUGGCCGUAUAUUACUUGAAUAAUGCUGCAUACACAAUUGCUAUCAUUAUUUUCCAAUGCUUGUCAUACAUCAAUAAAGGAAGUUAUUUCCAAUUUGCGUUAUUAACCUAACGUGCAGAUGCAAUUGGAUGCAAAUUAUAUAGAAGUUAUGUGGAUUUAAAUAGUUUUAUAAUGCAACUGCAUAAGUAAAAUUAUAAAAUUGCGUUAAUUAAUUCUCAUUUUAACACCACCCGAAUCCUGAUUUUUGUUGAAUUUGAAGGAAAUUAAAGAUAAUUUAAAAUUAAAGGUUAUUUUGAGAUUCCUCAUGCUGUUAAUCUGAAAUACAUCUCAUCUUGGAGUUAUUCUGCAAAAACAAUCAUGGGGAUAUUCUGCAAUAAAUAAUGAAGUUAUUCUGUAAUCAAAGCAAUUCAUGAUAUAUCGGCUUUCACAGGAAAAUCCGCAGGAUAUUUUAAGCGAAUUUUAAGUUUGAUAUUUCCUAUUUUUUCAACUAAAUGUUUUAUUUUCUGUAUCAUGUGUUUAGUUCUUAAGGUCUAAAGAAUGUUAAUGUUAUGCGAUUACAUAUCAUAAUGAUUAAUUUUCAAUCUUCUCCUUUAUCAGGUGAAUUGCAACUAAGUGGAAUGCGAUUGCACUUGAUUUUAAACACUAUCAGUUCUAUAACAUACAAUCCAGUCUCGCUCUGGGAAAACGGUGCUUAAUGCAUCCCUAAGUUAAGUGUCGUCCCUGAUCAGGCAGUGCAGUCCACUUUUGUGUAUUUUCUUUGUUUAUAGGAAGUCUCGAAAGGCGGAAUGUUUCGUCCCUGAUCAGCCUAAGCGCGAUAAGCCCUGUUUUCCUAGAGCGAGGCUUAUAUCUACUCAUCAAUGAAUCACACCACAGCCACAGAAGAACCUACUAUACACGCGUUUUUCGAUGAGAGCAUGUCGCGGUCUUGCGCAGUGGUUUUAUUUUAAGAGGCUUGCGGAUUAUAUCGACGUCACGUGUUAUGCCCCACUGAAAAUAUUACUUCUACUUCGAGUUGAACUGACGGCAGAUAGAGCCGGCGCUUUAUUGUGUUAUGAAACGCUUAAUUAUUUAAUGAAAGUUGUUUACACAAUAUCUUUUUAAAAAAUGAAUAUAUCUAAAUGACUUAACCGUGGACGUAAGUGGUUUAUAACAGCGAGAUUAUUAAACCUGGAAAAUUCCAUUCUCGUACGUUAGUUCGCUUCAUUGAUACGACCAGGACUGUCUGUACCCGUAUGACGAUACACCGUUCACAUUCAGUGUUUCAUAAACAUAGUCCAGUUAUGAACAGGGAGGAUAACAGUCUCUUAGGCUUUUGAUUAUUCAGCUUUGAAAAUGGCAGAAGGAGGCGUGGUAUAUACGCGGUCAGAGACUGGAAGCGAUCAUAGACACAGCGGCCUGUACAGCCGUCACUCUCGAGUAUGUCAACGACUGACAGCGUUCCCAGUCGCAGCAGCGGCCAUAGCUGUCAUUCUCAGAAUUAUGUGGAAAGUGUGUCCGUGGAGAUCUGUACUAUAAUGACCCGGCUGGGAUACGGCGAGGAGAUCAGACGGUGGCGAGUUGAGAAAUAUAGGGGGUUGGAUAGGCUGAGGAAUAAACGAUCGACUGAUGUUAUUUCAAUCACAGCAGGUAGCAAGGCAGAGGGACUGACCGGCUAUUUUGAAAGUGAUAAGGACACUUUAUAUAUACUGAAACAUGUACUCUGUGUGGAAGCUGGUACCAAUCUUGACACUAUACCAGAUGACAUAGACGUAUUUAGGAUGGAUACACGUGAAUAUCCAGGACACUGUAUACUUUUACAAGAGAGACCAGCUACUAUUCCUUCUGCACAAAUUUACAAUUCUCUUUGUCAUAAUGGAUAUGGAGAAGUUCUGUUAAGCAGUCGUUUAUUUCAAGAUUAUAUGUAUAUAUGUCAAGAUUUAUAUAUGCCUCCAUUACUUAGUCGUUAUGCUGAACCAACCGGGCCGUCGAGACCUGUUGUAGGAUUAGACAUUAUAUAUGAUGACAUUGUAGACGCAAUACCCUGUCAUUGCCCCAGCAUCCUCCAACGAUGGGCUGCCAGACCCCGACAUUGGCCGUCACCAGUCAUAGUUCAGAAAGUCGUUUCAUUUGGAGCUUGUGUAACCCCGGUAGGACACAAGGGAAGUGAUAACAAGCACAUUGAAUGGCGGAUUUGUUUCAACAUCGGGGAGACAGAGCUAGUGAACAAUCUUAAUGGAACACAAGCUAAAGUCUAUGUUAUUCUUAAAAUGAUCCUCAAAGAUUUACUGAAACCAACUAAAAAAGAAAUAACAUCGUACGUGUUGAAAAACAUAAUAUUAUGGCAAGCUGAAAACACACAACCGACAGAGUUUUAUGAACGUAGCUUACUUCACUGGCUGUAUGACGGUCUGAGACAGCUUAGGACUGCAAUUGACAAAAAACAUCUUUGCUACUACAUGAUUCCAGAGAGAAAUUUAAUGGCAGCCUGUGGGUUGGAGGAUGCGCUGCAGAGAAAAUGGGUAGCAGAUAUCACGGACAUGAUGGACGAAGGCCCCAGGGUAAUACUUAGAUUAGAGAAGAUACGGAAGGCCAUUGUUGCGUCACCGGAGCCGAUGUUGUGGUUUAGCCAGAAAAGGAUGGAGGUGGAGAUGCUGUAUCUGGAGUUACAAAAUAGACUUACGCAAAUAACCAAUGAGAAUGGGGACUUAGAUCUUGGAUAUUUGGCUUUGGAGUUUUAUAGUUGCCUCAACGUGAGUGACGUGUUGGGACGAAUUCGUCAGGAGGGCAAUCCUGCAAUUGGUCCGAUAGAUGUUUUAAUACGACUGCUAAUGUAAUAAUGCAAUGAAAAUACUUAAAUUACAUGUGUAUCAUAGCUGUAAUAAUUGUAAUAUGGUAUCUUUAAAAAAUGCAUAAAGGGACACAUCGACGGCUUAUAUUUAAAAAAUAUAACAUCGUGUUUGCACUAUUUAUUAAAUAGAUGCUUAACUCAUAGUUCUGAUAUUUUAAACUCUCAUUAAAGUUCCUUUUUUUAUAUUAACGAUUGCCCUGAACACUUUUGAAACGUGCGCGAGAACAUGAGUAGUAUAGAGUUUUUCUGACUAUUUCGUGUUUAUGUACUUAAAAUAUUGCACUUGACCUCUACACAAGUUUAUUAUUGGUUAUUGUUCGAGUUACACGUAGGGCACAUAUGUUACAUAUACGUAUUCAUUUUGUUUGUACUAGACUUUUGUAUCUACAUUCGUUGUGUACAUCAUGUGCAUAUAUUGCAAAACGAGAUCAGUUAAAUCUAUCUUUGAAACACGAUAUAAAAAUAAUAUGCAUUAUUCUAUAUCCAAUAAAUUCAUCCAAUCGGCAUUCUUCAUAUGUACCACGUGACCGUCCAAUAUAUUCCGGUAUUGGAUCCAAAAAGUCUGUACUUUUACCAUAUUGGACAGUUAAUUACAAGUGCACUAAGCAAUUGUUUUAUAAUGACAGAAGCCGUUACCGAGAAAAAGUAUUCGAAUGUACAAUAAUCGAUUCACACAAGCGCUUGUCUUGAAUAUAGAUGCAAUUAAAGGAUUUUAAAAUGAAACAAAGAGUUGAAUAAAGAGAUAUAGAAUAAAAAGCUUAUUAGACGUUUAAACUUUACAAUACGUGAUAUAUUUGGACUCGCACACAGUUUGAAGUCAUAUUGGACUCGCCUAACGGCUCGUCCAAUAUGACGUCAAACUGUAUGUUUGUCCAAAUAUAUCUCCCUAUUUUACAGUGAAACGUCUAAUAACCUAUAAAUAUUAAAGGCUGUAUCGUUGGGCUGGCUACAGAUUUAUGGUAAAGUAUUUGCAAAUUGAAUGAUGCAAUUACUUUAUUUGCUUAAAAGUAUAAAGAUCCACCCACCAAAUUCAAAAAAGUCGUGGGUGAAACGCUUAGGAACAUAAAUUCAGAUUGCCUAAGUAUUCUUUAAUGUGUAGCACAGCAGAAUAUGGUUGGCUGAUCGUUAUACCUAAUUUCAAAACGAGUUUACGUGAUCAGGUGAGCGGAAUAAAAUAGUAUUGUUACGACGUAUAAAAAUGUUUACAAAAAAAAAUAUUAGUCUGGACAUGUGAUACAUUUUCAUGCAGAUAUGUGAUAUUAAUUUAAAAUAAAUAACACUAAAUAAAAUAUCAUUAAACUAAUCAUAAAUAAGCUCAGUUGAAUUAUCCUAAGAGAUAUUAAAUUAUUAUAACCCUCUGAUUAUACUCCUUUUAUU